AUGGCCGCGAUAUCGGAACAGAAGCGCAAAUACAGCCAGCUUGAUCACCGAGACUGGGUGCGGUGGUGGAACGCGGUAAACGAUCAAGAGGGUCGACCAGACAAGAACAUAGACUUCCACUGGGCAGACAAAUUCCCUAUUCGAACGCCUAAUGUGCUGAGAGCGGCUCUCGUGGAGCCAGAGCUUGUGGGACCCCUUUUCCGCGGGUGCUGGGAGCAGAAUCUUGACAUGGCGAAUGAUGAAGUUCUGCGACAGGCCAUCGACAAUGCCGGCUACAAUGGCUCUCAAGUCCUACAGCAGGCGAACGAGCCAAAAUACAAAGCCGAGCUUCGCAGUCGGACUCAAGAGGCCAAAGAAGCUGGCAUAUGCGGCGUGCCGAGCUAUCGUGUCUUUCGAAGGUCAGGAGGAGGCUCGUGGGUGCAGCGUGGCGAUAUUGUCUGGGGCCAGGACUUGAUCGCGGACGUGGAGGAUUAUAUCGCUGGUUGGAAUGGUGGCGUGGUUAAUGAGAGGAGUGCUAGCAAGCUGUGGGCCGUGGAUACGAAUAUACCAAGCACGGCAUGUUCUUGUCGCGCGAGAGAGCCCCGAUCUCAGCGUUCCAGCCUGGUAUAG
Messenger RNA from Saxophila tyrrhenica, 609 nucleotides. RefSeq lists its product as uncharacterized. Lineage: Eukaryota; Fungi; Ascomycota; Dothideomycetes; Mycosphaerellales; Extremaceae. The transcript has 2 exons. The record is from RefSeq and is a predicted model, not a curated record. Gene Ontology annotation, cellular component: mitochondrion; peroxisome. Bases 1 to 609 code for a protein of 202 amino acids. Gene Ontology annotation, biological process: glutathione metabolic process. Gene Ontology annotation, molecular function: glutathione peroxidase activity; glutathione transferase activity.